CGUAUAUCUGUGCACAGAUGAUCUAUGUUUAAUUGUUUAGCGCGAACGGCGAAAAUAAAAAUUUAAAAAGGAAACUCUAGUUUUAGUUUUACCUUAUAAUAGAUUGUCAAGAAGUUGUGAUAUUUUAAUUUCUAACUAUAAAUUCUAACGGCAACAAUAUAAGUAUGAAAUUCCGAGCCGUAAUGGUAGACGCAGGACCUAUGCGAGAGUUCACUAAUAUAGUUUCAACAAUAUCAAGAUUGUCCAAAGAAUGUAUCCUUAGAUUAUCUUCUGACAAACUUUAUUUAAUUGUGAGUGAAGAUAACAGUGGUCCAACUCCACCGAUGUUGUGGUGUGAAAUGCCUCAAUCAACUUUUUUUUUAGAGUAUCAAAUAGUUGGAGUAGAUGAUGAAUAUAAAGACAUCUACUUGGGUAUAGUGUCAGCUAAUUUAUCUAAGUCACUAGUAACAUUAAAAACUGCUAAAUGCUUAAAGAUGAAACUAACUAAAAAGCAGUGUCCAUGUCUCACACUAGAAAUUGAAAUGCCAUCAUCUACAUCACAACAGUCUAGGCAAGUAACCCAUGAUAUACCUGUGGUUGUGAUCCCAAGGAAAAUGUGGUCGGAGUUCCAUGAACCUCGGGUGCCCCAUCCUGAUAUUUCCAUAGAGCUGCCAGCAUUAAAACAACUACGUACAACCAUAGACCGUAUGAAAUGUAUGUGCCCUGAAGUUGUGAUACGAGCAUCUGCAGAAGGCAGAUUAACUUUGCAAAUAAAGACUGACUUGGCCAAAGUGUCUACGAGGUUUAAAGAUCUGAGAGUAGAGGCAUUUGAGGGUCCAAUUGAUCACUCAGAUUCUGAAACGGAAACUCAAAUAAUGGAAGAUAUGUCAAGAACAUGCUAUUGCAGGGUUGAUGCAAAAAAGUUUUCCAUGUUUCUAAGUGCAGAUCAAAUUUCACACAAUAGGACUAUUUGCUCAAUUGUGCAUAAAAAAUUAGUAAUUUUGUGCUUGCAAACAGAAGAAAAUGUGAAGUUACAGUGUUUUAUAACAGGGAUUGUGUAUUAAGUGUACUUUCAGAUUAAAGAUCUAUUUUCGAUGAUGAUAAUAAAUGGUUGAAUUUA
This is a messenger RNA of Pieris napi, 1099 nucleotides long. RefSeq names its product checkpoint protein HUS1 (gene Hus1-like). Gene Ontology annotation, biological process: mitotic intra-S DNA damage checkpoint signaling; nucleotide-excision repair; double-strand break repair via homologous recombination. The record is from RefSeq and is a predicted model, not a curated record. Gene Ontology annotation, cellular component: site of double-strand break; checkpoint clamp complex; nucleolus. NCBI's taxonomy places the organism in Eukaryota, Metazoa, Arthropoda, Insecta, Lepidoptera, Pieridae. The transcript has 6 exons. Bases 165 to 1043 code for a protein of 292 amino acids.